This is a messenger RNA of Diplodia corticola, 2181 nucleotides long. RefSeq names its product atp-dependent rna helicase mss116. NCBI's taxonomy places the organism in Eukaryota, Fungi, Ascomycota, Dothideomycetes, Botryosphaeriales, Botryosphaeriaceae. The record is from RefSeq and is a predicted model, not a curated record. The transcript is spliced from 2 exons. The coding region runs from base 1 to 2181 and encodes 726 amino acids. Gene Ontology annotation, cellular component: mitochondrion. Gene Ontology annotation, molecular function: nucleic acid binding; ATP binding.
AUGCUCGCACCUCUGCGGAGAUGCCCUGCAUCUUUGCCUCGAGCCCUCAGCGCGGCCGCUGCGACGCGCUUCGCUCUGCGCAACAGCUCAAUCGCCUCGCCCCGGGCCCUUGUGUCCUCUAACUUUGCCCCUCUGCUUUCCGUUCGUGCGUUCCAGUCGAGCGUCCGCCUGGCCGAGGCUCAGGCCGUCGCCACCGCGACCACCGACAGCAACUCUGCCUCGCCCAUCACCCGGUUCGAGGAACUGGCCGAGAGGAACAUCGUCCACAGGAACGUCAUCGACACCAUUGUGAAGGAUAUGGGUCUUGUCACCAUGACUGACGUCCAGACCGCCACCAUCAAUCAAGCCCUGCAAGGCUCCGACAUCAUUGCACAGGCGAAAACCGGAACUGGAAAGACGCUCGGCUUCCUCCUUCCCAUGCUCCAAAACAUUCUUUCCAAGACUCCAGCACUCGCCGAGCGCGCACCGAGACAGUUUGGCCGCCGCGCACCUGUCCUGCGCCCCGAUAUUCGCGCCAUCAUAGUCUCUCCUACCAGAGAAUUGGCCGAGCAGAUUGCUGUGGAAGCCCGUAGGUUGACGGCGCGUACGUCUGUAAAGAUACAGACAGCCGUCGGCGGAACGGGCAAGCGUGAGGGCAUGCGACGGAUCAUGACCGAAGGAUGCCAUGUCCUCGUUGCCACUCCCGGACGGCUUAACGACAUCCUUGGUGAUGCCUACAGUCCCAUUCCCGUUGACAACCUGGACUACUUCAUCUACGACGAAGCCGAUCGCUUGUUGGAGACUGGUUUCUCGCAGGAGAUCCACGACAUCCAGGAGAAGCUGCCCGACGCGUCCGUAAGGGACCGUCAGACACUCAUGUUUUCGGCCACUGUUCCUCAGGCUGUUGUCAGACUUGUUCGCCAAACCUUGAGGCCUGGAUUUCACUUCGUCAAGACUGUUCGCGAUGAUGAGGAGCCAACUCACGCGCGCAUCCCCCAAAAAUACGUCAUUACCACUGGCUUUGAGACUCAACUCCCGGCGCUUCUCGAGAUCUGCCAACGGGAAGCAAAUCUCGCAAAGAAUGGCGAGAAACGCCCGUUCAAGGCUAUCAUUUACUUCAACUCACUGAAGGAGACUCAGAUUGCCUUCAGUAUUUUCAACCGCAUCCGUCGUGUCCAAAAGAACGCACAUGCUUUGUGGGAGGGUCAACUCCUCUACAUUCACUCCGAGCUCACCCAAGGAGCAAGGCAGAGACAAGCAGACACGUUUAGAGCCGCGGAUAAGGCUGUUCUGUUCUCAACUGACGUUACUGCUCGCGGCAUGGACUUUCCCAAUGUCACGCACGUCAUUCAGCUGGGCAUUCCUAGGGAUCCUGCUGAUUAUGUCCAUCGUAUCGGUCGUACCGGUCGUGCCGGAAAAGAGGGCGAAGGAUGGCUAAUCAUCCCCGAGGUGCACCGGAAUGAGGUUCGGUACAAACUUGGCAACCUUCCGCUCAAGAAGGACACUUCACUGGCAACUGCCGAGGCCGACCUCGACGCGUUGGAAGAAGUGCCCGAGCAUGCACAACAGAUCAUCAAAACCAUGCAGGAUAGCUUCACGGCAAUGGACGAGGCAGAGCUCGAGGACGCUUUCCCGCGCAUACUCGCGUCCCAAGGGCACACAAGAGACAAGCGGCGCCUUGUCGAGUCCAUGAAAUUCAUGGCAAAGAAGCUUUGGGGCCUUGAGAAGGAACCCCAUAUCCCCGGGAGUACCAGCAGGGGAAUAGGACUUGGCGGCCCCCGCGGCAAGUCCUCAGGUGGUCCCCGCGGCCAGAGCAGCAGAUCCAGUCGUCCUGAUCAUGGCGAAUUUAAUCUUGCUGGCCCUCGUGUUUCUCGCUGGGGUGGUAACGGUAGGCCGCCCCCUCGCGCUGUUGGUGUCGGCAACUUUGGCGACGACCGCGCGUCUGGACCAAGCAGGUUCGAUAGCGACCGCUCGUCUGGACCAAGCAGGUUCGGUGGCGACCGCUCUUCUGGACCAAGCAGGUUCGGUGGCGACCGCUCUUCUGGACCAGGCAGGUUCGGUGGCGACCGCUCUUCUGGACCAGGCAGGUUUGGUGGCGACCGCUCUUCUGGACCAGGCAGGUACAGUAGUGACCGAUCGAAGGAGUACCAGCCCAGAAGCAACAGGUGGGAGGGUCGUGGUGAAACGGGCAAGCGAUACUAA